Messenger RNA from Thelazia callipaeda (thelaziosis nematode), 963 nucleotides. The record is from the annotation of a GenBank genome assembly. NCBI's taxonomy places the organism in Eukaryota, Metazoa, Nematoda, Chromadorea, Rhabditida, Thelaziidae.
AUGUUUGAUGGAAGUAAGAAGGAGGUUGUUAAGAAGGACUUUCACGGAGAUAAGCGUGAAAAGAACGAAAAAAAUGAGGAGGAGCUCAAAUACUUAGAUCAGAUCAAUCAUAUUUUGACUUAUGGGGAAGCAAUCAGCGAUCGAACAGGUAUAGGGACAAUGUCUGUAUUUGGAAUGCAUUCUUCAUAUUCCCUUAAGAAUGGUACUAUUCCUCUGCUAACAACAAAACGCAUUUUUUGGAAGGGUGUUGUUGAGGAACUGUUGUGGUUUAUUCGAGGAGAUACAAAUGCAAAUAAUUUAUCUGAGAAAGGUGUUAAAAUCUGGAAUGCAAAUGGUUCUAGACAAUUUCUCGACAAACUUGGUUUUACCAAUCGAGCAGAAGGAGAUUUAGGGCCUGUAUAUGGGUUUCAGUGGCGACAUUGUGGUGCAGAAUAUCAGGGAAUGCAUUUUGAUUACAGCAAUCAAGGUAUUGACCAAUUAUCUGAAGUAAUCAACUUGAUCAAAACAGAUCCCUAUAGUCGUCGUAUUAUUCUUAAUUCUUGGAAUCUUAUUAUACUUCACAGAAAACGAGAUUCAGAUUUGAAAUUAAUGGCUUUACCUCCUUGUCAUACUCUUGCUCAGUUCUCAGUACGUCAUGAUGGUCUUUCCUGUCAGUUAUAUCAACGUUCUGGUGACAUGGGUUUGGGAGUGCCUUUUAAUUUGGCGAGCUAUGGACUUUUAACGCAUAUGAUCGCUCAUGUCUGCGGUUUAAAGGCUGCAUAUUUACAUCAUGUUUUGGGAGAUGCUCACAUUUAUCUAAAUCAUGUUCACGCACUGGAAGAACAGCUAAAACGGGAACCGAGACCUUUUCCAACUGUUGAGUUUACGGGUGAUAUAAAGACCAUUGAUGACUUUACUUCUGACUCAAUAAUUCUUAAACAUUACUAUCCAUUGCCAUCUAUUAAAAUGAAAAUGGCGAUAUAA